CCUUUAAAGAACCGAAAUGUCCCUGCAGGCAAGAAACAAGAAAUCAUCUCGCUGCAUUGUGGGGAAAAUCCGCUAUUUUAAGAGACAGAAAUAUUAAAAAUUGACAUUGAGGCUCAACAGCUUCAAAAGCCAGGCAUAUUUUUUGCAGUGCGGCUAAUGCUGAAGUCAUUCUCCGUCUCAUACAACAGCAGCCAAGGACAAGAGAGCAUCAGCAGAGAGAGGGAAAAGAGGAGAGAGAAAGGUGCCUCCUCUCGCCAUUGCGAUAACUGUCUCGGUGUUGAAUCGAUGUCGGUGUCCGUGCUGCUCUAACAGGAGGCGAUAGGAGUGGCGGAGACGCGGGGGAUUUAACUUCACACACGGACAAACCUAUGCGUGGAUUUCGGCUCUUUUUCCCUUCGCCAAUGCAAAAGGAAAUAUGCAGCGAAGCUUCACCAUUCUCUACACCAGUUUACUGGGGAUGUGCUUGGGAUCAAGCUCAAGUUUUCCAAGUAACAUCAAUAUAGGAGGAUUGUUCCCAACCGAAUCGCACGAAUAUGAGGUUUUUCGUUUCGCCCUCUCUCACCACCAGGACAUCCCCAAACUGGUGCCGCAGGUGGAUAUGGUCAAGAUGGGGAAUAGCUUCUCCAUGACAUAUGCCUUUUGCUCCCAGUUCUCCAAAGGUGUGUACGCCAUCAUCGGCCUGUAUGACAGGAAGACAGUCAACAUGCUCAUGUCCUUCUGCGGAGCGCUGCACGUCUGCUUCGUCACGCCAUCCUUCCCCAUCGAGACGGCCAACCAGUUUGUCAUCCAGCUGAGGCCUGAGCUCCAGGACGCCCUGGUGGGAGUGAUUGACCACUACGGGUGGACCAAGUUUGUCUACAUGUACAGCUCUGACUCAGGCCUGUCAGUGCUGCAGAAGGUCCUGGACACAGCAGCGGAGAGGAACUGGCUGGUGACCUCAGUCAAUGUGGAGACCAUGACGGAGGCCUCCUUCUUGAAAGUGUUCCAGGAUUUGGACAAGAGGAAGGAGGGCCAGAUUAUCAUCGACUGUGAGACAGAGAGGCUCACUGGCAUCCUGAAAAAGAUUGUUGAACAAGGCAAGAAUGCAAAGAGCUACCAUUACAUCCUGGCUAACCUGGGUUUCCUGGACAUCGACCUGACGGACCUGAGGAAAGGUGGGGCGAACAUCACCGGCUUCCAGCUCGUCAACAACUCUGAACCCACCGUCAGCCGUGUGGUCCAGCAGUGGAUGGAGUUUGACAACAAAGACUCCAAAGUGCCCAAGAGUGGACUCAAAUACACAGGCGCUUUAACAUAUGACGGAGUGAAAGUCAUGUCCACGGCCUUUCAGAAUUUAAGGAGACAGAGGAUAGACAUCUCUCGCAGGGGCAACGCUGGAGAGUGUCUUGCCAACCCACCAGCUCCCUGGGGACAGGGCAUAGACAUCCAGAGAGCCUUGCAGCAGGUCCGCAUAGAUGGAUUGACUGGUCACAUUCAGUUCAAUGAGAAAGGCCGCAGAACCAACUACACUGUUAGCGUCAUGGAGCUGGCCCCCUCUGGACCAAAGAAGGUUGGCUACUGGAAUGAGGAUGAAAAGUACGUGACUACCGCCAGCUUGACGAGAAGCAGCAACGAUACUUACGGACUGCAGAACAGAACUUACAUAGUCACCACUAUCUUGGAGUCUCCAUAUGUGAUGCUGAAGAAGAACCACGAGCAGCUUGUGGGAAAUGACAAGUACGAGGGCUACAUUGUGGAGCUGGCUGCAGAGAUAGCCAAACAUGUGGGCUACCAGUACAAACUGAAGAUUGUUUCAGAUGGCAAAUAUGGAGCCAGGGAUCCAGAAACCAAGAUGUGGAAUGGCAUGGUGGGAGAACUGGUGUAUGGGAAAGCAGAUGUGGCUGUGGCUCCUCUGACCAUCACCCUGGUCCGUGAAGAAGUGAUCGACUUCUCCAAGCCCUUCAUGUCCCUGGGUAUCUCCAUUAUGAUCAAGAAACCCACCAAAUCCAAACCUGGCGUGUUUUCGUUCCUGGACCCGCUGGCUUACGAGAUCUGGAUGUGCAUUGUGUUUGCCUACAUCGGCGUCAGCGUCGUUCUGUUCCUUGUCAGUCGAUUUAGCCCGUAUGAGUGGCACGCUGAGGACUAUGAGGAGGGCGCUGAGCCGCAGACUCCCGACGCAGCAUCAGCAUCCAACGGGGUGCAGCAGGGCCAGACUCCAACACAACAGAACACCAACCAGCAGAGUCCCGAGCAGACCAAUGAGUUCGGCAUCUUCAACUCCCUUUGGUUCUCACUUGGGGCCUUCAUGCAACAGGGCUGCGAUAUCUCACCUCGCUCUCUGUCUGGCCGAAUUGUUGGAGGCGUCUGGUGGUUCUUCACCCUCAUCAUCAUCUCGUCCUAUACUGCCAACUUGGCUGCCUUCCUGACAGUGGAGAGGAUGGUGUCUCCUAUAGAGAGUGCUGAGGAUUUGGCCAAGCAGACGGAGAUCGCCUAUGGAACACUGGAUGCCGGCUCUACCAAAGAAUUCUUCAGGAGGUCGAAGAUCGCUGUGUUUGAGAAGAUGUGGUCCUACAUGAAGGCGGCCGACCCGUCUGUGUUUGUCAAGACCACAGAUGAGGGAGUGAUGAGAGUAAGGAAGUCCAAGGGCAAAUAUGCCUACCUGUUGGAGUCCACAAUGAACGAGUACAUAGAGCAGAGGAAACCAUGUGAUACAAUGAAGGUGGGAGGAAACCUGGACUCUAAAGGUUAUGGCAUCGCCACACCCAAGGGCUCCCCUCUCAGAAACCCUGUAAACCUGGCAGUGUUAAAACUGAACGAGCAGGGCCUCUUGGACAAAUUGAAAAACAAGUGGUGGUACGACAAGGGAGAAUGCGGCAGCGGGGGCGGGGACUCCAAGGACAAGACGAGCGCUCUGAGCCUCAGCAAUGUGGCGGGAGUCUUCUACAUCCUGAUCGGCGGCCUGGGCCUGGCCAUGCUGGUGGCGCUGGUGGAGUUCUGCUACAAGUCCAGGACCGAGUCGCGCCGAAUGAAGCAAUCCAUCAACGACGCCAUGCGCUGCUCCACCCUGACCAGGAUGAGUGGCAACGGAGCGGCGGAGAGAACGGACGCAUCCUCACCCACGAUCCCCAAGACCGUUCAGACGCUGCCCUGUAUGAGCCACACCGCCAGCAUGGGACUGGGUGCCUCUGGCUGUGAUCAUCACGUGACUGUGCUGGUGGCGAGGAAUAGGCAGGGUGGGGCAGAAGAAGAGAACAAGACUCUAAUGACCUCAAAAAUCAUGGCUGUCCGGUUUGACCCAUCUAUUCUCCUGGCUGUCAAUGCGCCCAACUUGAACAAGACUUAACCUACUGCCAAAAUGCACUCUCGAACCGCUCCUUACAAACUCCGAACAGAGACUCGCAACAUUUUUUUAAUUAGUGGAUGUUUGAAAAAGAGAUAUGGAAAAAGAGAAGGGAAGUGUGCUGCAAUAAAGAAGCCGUCAACGGGGCGUGUUUUUGAAUUUUUUACAGUGUUCAUUUGUGUGGGAAAAAAAAGAACUUUAUUCUUCAGUGUGACGCCUGCGCUGUGCCAUUUCGAUGGAGCUGUUGACGUUAGUCUGCGUGUGCAAUAUCUUCACCUCCACUGCUGACCCUGUACUACCUAGAUGCUUUCUGAUGGCUGACGGGACGUGUCUUUGCACAGACGUGGCAGAGGAGAACAAACACUUGUGACUGCUACGAUGAUUUGAUAUUGUUUUGGGACAUUCCCGCUCUCUUUCACUCUCACAUUUACACACCAUUUUGGAAGGACAAAGUGCUCUGUGUAGCAUAGCCAAUUUUUAAUGACAUAGUUUAUGGUUUACACUGUUGUAAUAGCGCAAAGAGCUUCGUCAAAAGUAGUUUGAUUUGAUUUAUCUGAAGGUUAGCGCUGUUUAAAUCAGCGGUUGACCAGGCUACAACAAACAUGCAUUGCUGCUACACCUCAUUUAACACAUCAUGCCUUGUCUUUGUGCCAUAUGACCAUUCUCACAAACGCACACAGAUACACUAUACUCUUGUUGCUACUGGGUCAUUUGUUUGACCGACAGAUAGAUAGAGAGUUUUACUAUUUAAUGAUCACAAAAAAAGUCAGAGGGCAGAUUCAAAAAUUCUAACUCUGACUCUGAGAAAGGUUAUAGAAUAGAGAAAACAAUUACUUUGUGGCUAUGUACAGUACUGAGUGACCUUACACUGUAUUCUACUGUUGUGACAUUCAUAGCAUAUCCGUUGAUAUACUAGGGAGUCUGUUUGCAGCACAUGUUAACGGACAAAGAUCGACAAAUAAUUCAGAUAGAAUCUGGAGAAAUAUUCCUCAAACUAUUGUCGGGGCUGCAUAUUUCACUCUCUCCUGUGAUGUAUUUUCAGCUGUAUUCAGUUUUAAUGAAAUGGGCAGCCGGCUAUUCACCCUCAAUUUCUUGAGAUCCCCCUGCAGAUCAUGCGUGGCCUAUAUAGAAGGGAAGCUGGCCUCCUCUCGCUGUUGCUAGCUGGCUCAGGAAAGAGGUGUGACUGAAACACUUGGUGUGAGUGACAGAUUCACACUCACUAUUAUCUGUGCUUAUUGGAAGUCAAGGUUACGGGUGGUCGCCGCACUGCUCGGCUGUAGACUUCUCCCUUUCAGCUCGUGUCAAGUGAACAGAAAUCAGAGUGGCACGCCCUGGACAGUAGAGGGCAGAGAUGACACAGGGCAGACAGACUGGGUUUGGCAUGUAGACCUUUAAGGAAAAUUCCACGUGAGAACAUGUAUGAUGAUGUACUUCUUGGCCUGUUUUGUCAGCUUGUUAUCGGCUCGACAACAUCAGAAAACAAUCCUUAAAUCAUGCUGUGAUUUAGAAUGAAAGGACAAUUUAGAGGAAAGAAUAUUUUUCUCAUUGUCAGAUUAUCCCAUGAAAGGACAUGACACAGUGGGUUGUCGUGUAUUCUAUGAAGCAGUGAGGAUUUAGCAAUAUUUGACACAAAAUGUGAUGACAGUUGUGUGGGUUUGAGGUCGUGUUUAUUUAUUUAAUUUAUCUGUUUGUUUGACAGGGACAAUGCACAGCGUCUUAGCAGUACCAGGGUUAGCUAUAAGCUAAUUUACAACUGUAGUCCCUGGGCAAGAAACGGAAGAUAACAUCUCUGUUAGGAAGAAAUUAACACUGUAGUAUAAAAACACAGAUACGAGACAGGACAUAUUCACUAUACAGCAAUUACAGCAACAAGUUAAUCUUAUCGUCAAUGUGGUCGGUCACUUCUAAUCAAAUCCUGAUCAAACCACACCAAAGCAAUCCUAAAAAAGCUGGUUAGUUAAAUUUUUGAGUGUUUAACCAGUUUUCCGUAAGUGCAUGCAAUGACUGGCUGGGUGAAAAAGAUUUGCAAGCCGGGGGAGGGGAAUUACGUAAAGAGAGUCAGUGGCAUAUGGUAGGGCUGGGCGAUAUGACCUUUAAAAAAAAAAAAAAAAUCUCUCAACAAAUCCCAUUCACGAUUAAACAUACAUAUUACCCUGCAAUCAUCAGCACAAAUCUGUGUAUGACAAAAACACCAAAUGAAAUAAGAAAGUAUUCAUUCAAUUAAAUAUUUUUAUUAUAGUUUAUGUCUCCAUGGUCCCAGUGCAACCACACUGCCUGCACUGUCUAUAUUUACACCCCUGUAGAGUGUACAUUUCACUACUUUGUUGGAUGAUAAGGAAACUACUCUGAAUGUGUCACAUAAAACACUUUAAAUUAAUGCUAGUCUGUUUCUGCUACAGAUGUAAAGAGUGGAAACAUAGCUAAUGACUGAUGAGGUCUAUCUGAGUGAAAUAUUUAUAAUCACAGGAGCCAAUUAACAGUAUGGAUCAUCUUUCAUUUUUUAUCUCCAGUUAUCAUCACAGUGGUGUCUCGUGUUAUUUUGAGCUACAGAGAUAAAAUCAGAGUGUAAAUCAGCCUUACUGUGAGCCAUCACUGCGGGAAUUAAAUAAACUUUGCACAAUUAAAAUGCAGCUAACUACGAUCUGAGCUGCCGCUAACAUUAACUCAGCUUGUUUCUCCAAUAACUUAUGAUCCAUUCAUCCGGGUAAAAGAUGUAGUUAACGUUAGUUUAAUGUGUUCUGAUCUCCCUACCCUGUCUGUGACACUCAGAGCUAUGCUCCUUAAUUCCCACAGAAGACACACGUAUUUAAAACAGCUCAUAGUUUUAUUUUUUUGAACGUGCAGUGUUUUUCUAAACUGGGAGAUGUAGUUUUUAGCAAAUGUUACUCAAACAGGAGUAAAUAUUGUGUUUGUUGGGGACUAUUUUCAGCAGCGGAUUAACUCAUAUUUGGUGUGUUAAUGACUAUAUAUAGUAGCCUCCAAAUAAACUAACAGUGCCCAUGCUCAUAAGGUAAAGGUAGAAAUGUCAGACGGUGCAGUGCUGUGGCUCAAUGUUUUGUAAGAUCAAUUCAUUGUUGGUUUUGGUCUUUUCAUGGGAAAUGUUGACAAUAAGAAAAAUAUUGAAUGUCACCAGCCUUAUCCUUUAAACUCAACACUCUUACAGGUGAAAAAAAAACACUGUUGAAGCAGGAAAGAAACCAAUAAUCGUUGUUCACGAUGCAUCACAGCCAGAGGCUAUGUAAAGGGUACAUUCUGUGCCUUCUGCCAGCACGAGCAUCUUUUCCUUUUACCACCUACACAAAUAUUCCUCUGCAGAGUAAAACCAUUUCAGGCACCUGGAUGAUCAGAAAUAAUGUAGAAUAUAAAAAAUGAUCAGGGUAAGUCUGAAGCAUGUUUAGGAGGAAGUCCUGAAAUGCACUGAGCAUCAUCAUCACCACACACAGUCGAUGUCUGAGAGCCCGACAGUGUCCAAAAGUGUGGUUUUAUUUAAAGGUGACUGGAAGGUUGUUGCUUAAAAAGGGAUUUUCACUGCUGCCGGAUGCCAGAGGUCAGCUUUAGAUUAUGUACUGCACACUUUAGCCGACCUCUCGUUUCACAGCAGAGGCCAAGCGCCUGUACAAAGGCAGCGCUCAUCCCCUGCUCCCACAGCUGGUCGUGUGUUAUUUUUAUUCUCCUCUUGAGUUUCUGCUUUAAAAGAAAAAAAAAAAAAAAAGGUACCAAAAUUAAUGUAUGACCUCUCUCUUUCUCUACGUCGUCAUACAGGCAAGAAAAAUGGGCAGUCAGAGUUUACUGAAAUCACACAUAUCUCCACCUAUUAUGUAUAUAAAAGGCUUUUCUCUCCCCCCCCAGUGAAAAUGUUUGUUCUCUUCCCGAUCAUGCCUCAGUGUACCUGAAUUAGUUACCUGCUGCGUGAGUACUUUUCCUUUCUGCCUCCAUCUAUGCGUCUUCUUUUGCUGAUGUUGUAUUAAUUAGAACACGGCACAGCACUCUUCAGCGGAGGCUUUACCUUCAGACAGAUGUUUUAUAUGCCAUAACAGAUUUGUAAGAAAAAGAAAACAAACAAAAAAAAAGACACUCAACGUUUGUAUUAUAAAGGAGAGCUGGGGUGCCGCAAAAGUGUUAUACACUUUUAAGAGUGUAAAGAAUAAAACACACACACAUGCACACACACACGCACACACAUACACAGACUGAUGUUAAAUAAUCUGUAGACGCUAAUGUUGUUUAAAGCCAGUUUUGAGUUCAUUUCAUUUUAUUUUGUCGCAAUUUCAAAAAGGAUUUCCUGUUGGUGUUUUUUAAGUGCUUGAAAUUUAACACCAUUUGAAUAUUUCUUUGUCGUUUUCCUUUUUCACAGUAUUUUACUACUGGAAUCUAAUCACCAGAGUUUGUUCACUAGAGACAUCAUCAUUAUUGUUGUUGUUUUUUUUUUUAAACUACAGAAAGGGUGUCAACUGAGUUUUAAAACUAAAAUGAUGGUCAAUAAAUGGGUUCACAGUUUAAAAAAAAAAAAAGACUACAACUAUUAGGAAUAUGACUUUUGAGAAAUAAACUUUUUUUUCUAACCAAAGUGUCCUGGAAGAAAGUCAUCAUGCUUUUGUAACUGAAUAAAGGAAUAAACUAUGUAUA
This is a messenger RNA of Epinephelus fuscoguttatus (brown-marbled grouper), 7945 nucleotides long. It is a transcript of the gene gria1a, whose product is annotated as glutamate receptor, ionotropic, AMPA 1a. Gene Ontology annotation, molecular function: AMPA glutamate receptor activity; transmitter-gated monoatomic ion channel activity involved in regulation of postsynaptic membrane potential. Lineage: Eukaryota; Metazoa; Chordata; Actinopteri; Perciformes; Serranidae. Gene Ontology annotation, biological process: modulation of chemical synaptic transmission; synaptic transmission, glutamatergic. The record is from RefSeq and is a predicted model, not a curated record. Gene Ontology annotation, cellular component: dendritic spine; postsynaptic membrane; AMPA glutamate receptor complex.